UCAAAAUCAGCGUUGAAAAAAGAUUAAUCAACAAAACAAUGUGAAACAAAACCGCCCCUGAAUAAUACAUUAUUUUUACACACUUGUUCUAAACAAAAAGAUAAGUCCUAUUUUCGGCCAAACUAAUUUCCCAACGAUGAAAACUCCAUCACUAUUUAUCCUCCAAUUCAUCUUCUUCUUCUUCAUCGGUACUAUCAUGGCACAAAAUUUUUCAGACAGCACAGAAGGGAUACCGUCACAGGAUUCCAUCAGCAAUUUCCAGCCAAGUUUAGCAGUUGUGAUUGGUAUGCUCUCCAUCAUGUUUUCCGUCACAUUCAUCCUUCUUCUCUACGCCAAAUUCUGCCACCGCACAUCCUCCUCCGUCCACACCACAAACGGCGGCCGCCUGAUUAUUCGUGAUGGUCUUCUCCGGUCAACCUCAACAGCAUCCGGCGUCGACAAGACCGUGGUCGAAUCUCUCCCUUUCUUCAGAUUCAGUUCCCUGAAGGGGUCCCGACAAGGCCUCGAGUGCUCCGUUUGUCUCGCCAAAUUCGAAGAUGUCGAGAUUCUGAGACUGCUGCCCAAAUGCAAACACGCUUUCCACAUCGACUGCAUUGACCGGUGGCUCGAAAAGCAUUCCACUUGCCCACUCUGCAGGCGCCGCGUCAGCGCGGACGACCUCUCGCAGGAGCUGCCGUAUUCCGAUAGUUUGAGGUUUUUGUCGGAGCAUCAUCAGUUGAGUAUGAGGGAGGAAUCCAAUCUCGAGCUGUAUGUUCAGAGAGAGGAGAAUUCCAACAACAGUAAUAGUAAUAGUUAUAGUAAUAGUAAUAAUAAUAAUGGAUCUUCAUCAAGAUUCAGUAUUAUUGGGAGCAGCUUCAGAAAAGCAAAUAAGGAAGAGGGAUUGCCAAUAAAAGAAGACGAAAGCAAAUUAUUGACGGGUUCUUGUUCGGAAUUAGAUGAUGGUAAUGAGUCUGCAGAACUUCAUAGAUUCAAUCACAAGAUUAACUAUGUUAAUUACGUCUCUAAUCAUAAUCAUGAAGCCGUGGUCCUUAAGAGCCGGUGGAGCAACGUCAGCUCGUCGGAUCUCUUGUUCCUCAAUUCGGAGAUGAUUAAUGAUGUUUCGAGUGCGAGGUUUUCUCCUGAGGAAACGAAAUCGGUGGAUUUAAUAAUCAAUACCGAUCAAAACGACGAUCACAAGAAGAAGAUGACGAUGAUGGUUAUCAAACAAGAGAUGGAGAGGAAAAGAGCUUUUGAGAGCAAGAUGCUUAUUAGUGGAAUAACAAUCGAGAAAAAUAAUAAUGACGAUGAGGGUCGUCGCGUUAAUUUUCCUGUCGCGUUUCCGACAACAAGUUCAAGUUCAAGUUCAAAAGCACUGAAUCCGAAUAAUGAGAAGAGAUCGAUGUCCGAGAUCGUAGUUCAUCCAAGAUUCAUUAAUAAUAAUAAUGAUAAUGGAGAUUCGAUUAGUGAUGUGAAGGAGGAAAGAAUGAGAAGGCUUUGGCUACCAAUUGCAAGAAAAACAGUCAAAUGGUUUGCUAAUAGAGAAGCAAUUACACCUCUUCCAAAACCUUCAAACCUCCACAAUUUACAUGUUUAGUAUCUAAUAAUUACCUCCCAUCAAAUUAUUUAUUUCAGAUUUUAAUUUUUUUUUUUUUUUAAUCUUUAACUUGGUAUAUUCAAAUUUUACAGAUUCAAAUAUUUUUAAGAGAUACCAGAUACCAGAAAUAUACUUCCACAGUUUUGUACAUGUGUGUUUAGAUCAAUACAAUACCUUGUUCCCUUUAUUUAUUUGUUUGGACAAUACUAUUGAUUUUGAUUCUUUUAAUAAUUCAUACACAUGUGAGAUGUGAUCGGUACGGAAAUAAUAUUUUGAAUUUAAUUU
Erythranthe guttata (spotted monkey flower) is the source of this 1858-nucleotide messenger RNA. Its product is annotated as E3 ubiquitin-protein ligase ATL42. Lineage: Eukaryota; Viridiplantae; Streptophyta; Magnoliopsida; Lamiales; Phrymaceae. The record is from RefSeq and is a predicted model, not a curated record.